ACAUGAUGUCGCAUUUUGUGUUGUUUCUUCACAAGAAGUAGAAAACCAGCUCUCUCUCUCUCUCUCCCCACCUUCUCUCUCACUGUAGUUUCUCUCUCAAAAUUUUGGAGGAAUUGAUUGGAAAAUUAGAGAAUUUGUGAGCUGUGUUAUCUGGUGACUGGCACAUUAUCGGAUUAUGUUUUAGAAGAUAUUCGAGUUCGAUUGUGCUGGAAAUUUUGAUGCAGUCCGAUUGGAUUUUUGGGAGGAUAUUUGUGUCGCGAGGUAAAUUUUUGACAGAUUUGAGAUCGGUUUCGUGGAUGAGAAGAUCGCAAUUGAUCGAAGACACCUCGUAAAUCACCUUGUUUCUCUGCUGAAAGCGCAGUUUUCAGCGCUUUUGGGAGCAAAUCAGCUGAAAUUGCUGUGAGUUCUGCUUGUUUUCGAGAGGCAUUUGGAGGACUCCGGCUUUACUGAUUUUUUUUAUCAGAUUUUAUCGGCAGAGAUUGUAGGUUGCAGUGGAGGAUAACAAGUAUUUUGCAGGCGUACAAAAGGGGGAGAUGGAGCGGAACAUUACUCACUCCACCAAUCGAGACGGCUUAUUGUUGAGAUCUGAAUCCAAGUCAGCUGCUACGACGUCGUCCGACUUCGUCUUGCAGUGGGGCAACAGGAAAAGGCUACGCUGCAUGAAGUUCCAGGCCAAGGACCACAGCAAUAACAACUCAUCCGGUUCGGGUCCGGUUCAGCGUGCCACGACCCGGAUCGAUCGGCGGGUCGUCCGGUCGGAUCUCAGCAAGAGAGAGGAUCCGAAUUCGAAUCAGCUCAACAGUAAUAUUAAUGCUGGUAAGAGCAACGGCGGCGGUAACGGGUAUUUGAAUCUCCGUCAGCGGCCGGCCUCUCCGUCGCAUCGAAUUUUGAGGAAUUUAGAGAGUUCGCUUGGUAUGAGAGGGCAUAGUAUCGGUGUAAGGGGAUUAACAUCCCCAGAAAGAGGAGAGAAGAGAGGUGGUGGUACCACCGGCAAUAAUAAUAGUACCCACCUCCACAGUAGCAACAAGAACAACAACAACAAUAUUUCUAGCCAUCACAACGACAGCAACCACUACCAACACGGCCUCGGCCACGGCGGCGGCUCCGGGUCGUCCGGGACAUGCCACGAUGAGAAGAAAGGCGGCUCGUCCUCCGGCGGCGACACCACCAUCGUGGCGGUGUGGCCGCCGAAGUUCGUGAUCGCCUUGACCAACAAGGAGAAGGAAGAAGACUUCAUGGCGAUCAAAGGGUCCAAGCUCCCUCAGAGACCCAAGAAGCGAGCCAAGUUUAUACAGCGCACACUCAACUUGGUUAGUCCAGGUGCGUGGUUAUGCGAUCUCACCUUGGAAAGGUACGAGGUCAGAGAGAAGAAGGUUUCUAAGAAGGUAUGCUUCUCUCUCUCUCUAGUUUAUUACUCCAUUCGUCCCAUUAUUUUUUGAGCAAUUAAGAAUGUGUAUUUAGUAGAUAGUGAGUUGAUGAAAAUUAUUUAAAUAUUAGGUAUAGAGAGAAUAUGUUAUCAAUAAAGGAAUGAAACAUUUAUGGUGGAAUAUCCCAUUAUGGAAAAGUGUGACAUUUAUAAUGAGACGGAAUGAGUAAUUUGAAUUGUUUGAUUUAUUCAGAGACCUCUCUCUUUCUAGUUUUAUUAAUUUGAAUUGUUUGAUUUAUUCAGAGACCAAGAGGGUUGAAGGCGAUGGGAAACGUGGAGUCAGAUUCAGAGUAAGAGGGGAAGAAGAUUUGGCGAUGAGAUUAGUAGAAAGAUUUGUGAAAAAUAUUUCCCAAGAAAUGGGCUUUCAAGAUAAAUUCUUGUGGUUCAAUAUAAAUUAUGAUUUGCAUCUUUGCUUUUCAAUGCACAGCCAUCGUUGUUCA
Messenger RNA from Salvia miltiorrhiza (redroot sage), 1866 nucleotides. RefSeq lists its product as uncharacterized. Bases 534 to 1439 code for a protein of 301 amino acids. NCBI's taxonomy places the organism in Eukaryota, Viridiplantae, Streptophyta, Magnoliopsida, Lamiales, Lamiaceae. The transcript has 7 exons. The record is from RefSeq and is a predicted model, not a curated record.